Molecule: messenger RNA, 1098 nt
Organism: Saprolegnia parasitica CBS 223.65
Lineage: Eukaryota; Oomycota; Saprolegniomycetes; Saprolegniales; Saprolegniaceae
Exons: 3
Coding region: 1-1098 (365 amino acids)
Cellular component (GO): lysosome
Molecular function (GO): cysteine-type endopeptidase activity
Source: RefSeq, a predicted model, not a curated record
AUGCGCUUUCUCUGCUUGGUCGCGCUGCUUCUCUCGGUCCCACUCGGUGCGCUCACCCUCUCGGCCGACGAGCGCGAUGAGCUCUCGCGCGACUUGGCGCGCUGGCAAACCAAGUUUGGCAAUGACGACCACGUGCGCACGGCCAUGGUCUUGGUGCGAGGGACCUUGACGACCGACGAUCUUCUUUGGCGAUUGAAGGCGGCCAAGGACAAGUUUCCCGCUCUGCAGGCGGCCAACCCGUACUUCGCGUCGUCGCCGAUGCCGGUGCCACCACAGACAGCUCUUCCAGCGGCCGCCACUUUGAAUCGCAGUGCUGUCGGCGGCACGGUGGUCGAUACGGUUGACUGGACCACGCAAUCGACAUGCGUCACGCCCGUGAAAUGGAUGGGCAAGUGUCGAAGCGAUUGGGCGAUCGCGGCGGCGGCGGCCGUGUCGUCGGCGCACUGUCUCGCAACCGGCGAGUUCAUCGACCUCUCGGUACAGCAAGUCUUGAGCUGCACAUACUCUAGCGGGCUAGACAGCUGCUGGGGCCCCGGGACCCCAUUCGAUGGCAUGCAGUGGCUGCUCGAGCGGUCCAGCGCCUUGUGCACUGAGAAGGCGAACCCAUACACCUCGGGCCACUCGGGCGUCACGCCAAAAUGCAGCGACAACACCAAGUGCACCAGAUCGAUUUCGCUCUACGUCGGUGAGAUCGAGCAAGCUCGUGGCGAGACCGCGCUCGAGGAGCAGCUCCGGACGCAGCCGACCCACUUCAACAACAACUACGCGUGGCAACUGUACACGGGCGGCCGCCUCGACCAAGCCGUCCUCGUCGUGGGCUUCGGCACUGAAGACGUUGGCUCUGCGCUACCACCCGUCGGCUUCUUCAAGGUGCGCAGCGCGUGGGGCACCGACUGGGGCGAGCAUGGCGACGUGCGCCUCGCGCGCGGCCCCGGCACCGGCGAUUUCGGCACGUGCGACAUUGCGACGCACCUUGCGUACCCACUGCGCUUGCCGUUUCGGACCAAGGCCUCGGACGUGGCAUCCACCACCGCGCCACACAGACCCACACCACCGGCUUCGUCUCGCAUGUCGACAGCUAGCGACGACGAGACGUAG